Messenger RNA from Coffea eugenioides, 2193 nucleotides. Its product is annotated as K(+) efflux antiporter 4. NCBI's taxonomy places the organism in Eukaryota, Viridiplantae, Streptophyta, Magnoliopsida, Gentianales, Rubiaceae. The transcript has 20 exons. The coding region runs from base 42 to 1721 and encodes 559 amino acids. Gene Ontology annotation, biological process: proton transmembrane transport; potassium ion transmembrane transport. Gene Ontology annotation, cellular component: membrane. The record is from RefSeq and is a predicted model, not a curated record. Gene Ontology annotation, molecular function: potassium:proton antiporter activity.
AAUGACUCCAUCAUUUCAUCUCUACAACUAAGAUUCCAGAAAUGCAUCAACCGAAACAAAAGAUUCUCUCUCCAUUCAUUCUCUGCUUCUUCUGCUGCUUUCUAACUGCAGUCGAUCAAGCCAACGUCGGCAAUGCCGCGCUCCUUGAAUCCAACUCUUCCUCGCCGGACAAGCCCAAAGAAGAUAGCUUCGCUGACAUGAUGAAUAGAGCUCUGGAAAAGGAGUUUAACGAUACCAAUGAACAAUCCGACGAAAUUGAUCACGGGAGCUUCAAUAAUAGCGUUGCGGAACAGCAGGCAGUUUUGGAAACUGUUGCAAGAGUUAGGACCAAGAAAAAUGACACAAAGGAAGAAGAUGAAGAUAUGCCAAGGUUGAUAGAUCAGGAGGACAAUGAAUUCACUCUGUCCAAUUCCAAGUCAAAGUUUCCAAUACUGCAGUUGGACAUAAGAUUAAUAUCGGAUCUGGUAGUUGUCAUUGUAUCUGCAACUUGUGGUGGAAUUGCUUUUGCUUGUGCUGGACAACCGGUAAUAACAGGGUAUCUGCUAGCAGGAUCUGUUGUUGGACCUGGGGGGUUCAGUAUAGUCAGUGAAAUGGUGCAAGUUGAAACAGUAGCACAAUUUGGUGUCAUUUUUCUCCUUUUUGCAUUGGGCUUGGAGUUCUCCACAGCUAAGCUUCGUGUUGUUCAAGCAGUUGCUGUGUUAGGGGGCUUGCUCCAAAUAUUUCUUUUUAUGUGUUUGUGCGGGAUAACUGCCUCGCUCUGCAGUGGUGAAACUUCUGAAGGGAUUUUUGUUGGUGUCUUCUUGUCAAUGUCUUCGACAGCUGUGGUUUUAAAGUUUUUGAUGGAAAGAAAAAGUAUUAUGACGCUUCACGGUCGGAUUACUGUUGGGACCUUAAUUUUGCAGGAUUGUGCUGUAGGGCUGCUGUUUGCAUUACUUCCAAUUCUGGAUGGUACAUCUGGUGCUUUUGAUGGAAUAAUAUCAAUUGCUAAAUUGUUGGUAGUUCUAGUUACAUUCUUGACCAUUUUGGCAGUACUAGCACGUACAUGUAUACCUCGGUUUCUUAAGCUGAUGAUAAGCCUCUCAUCACAGACCAAUGAGCUUUACCAAUUGGCAUCUGUGGCUUUCUGCUUGCUUGUUGCUUGGUGUAGCGAUAAGCUGGGUCUAAGCUUUGAAUUGGGUUCCUUUGCUGCUGGAGUGAUGAUAUCAACAACUGAUCUUGGUCAGCACACUCUUGAGCAGGUUGAGCCCAUCCGAAACUUCUUUGCUGCUCUUUUUCUUGCCAGCAUUGGAAUGCUUAUUCAUGUCCAAUUCCUUUGGAAUCAUAUUGACAUACUGCUGGCUGCAGUUAUAUUAGUUAUUAUUUUUAAAACUGCUGUAGUUGCAGCAGUAGUUAAGGGUUUCGGCUAUGGUAGUAAAACAUCACUUCUUGUUGGAAUGUCCUUGUCCCAGAUAGGAGAAUUUGCUUUUCUUCUUCUAAGUCGCGCUUCAAAUCUUCAUCUGAUUGAGGGUAAGUUGUACAUGCUGCUUCUUGGCACAACAGCUCUCAGCCUGGUGACUACGCCAUUGCUAUUCAAACUGAUUCCUGCUGUUGUACACCUUGGAGUGCUACUGCGAUGGUUCCCCCCUGAUGUUUCAAAUGAGAUUGGAAAUAAAGGUGAUAUCCUGCGUGCUGACCAUGCUAGGCGUAUAACUCUGAUGGUUGAAGGAUCUCAUGAUUCAUGAGAACAAUAAAAACACGAGUCGAACUAAUCAAAUAUCAGAUUUACCUGAUGGCAUUCUUAUGCUCUGGGAGGACAGGUUCCCAAGGGUGCAAAGGAGGUUGAUUGAGUAAAAAAACUGCACGUCAUUAUAGAGCUUCGAUAUCAACGCCUUCAGUGAUGGAUUGCAUGAUAAAGACAAUCUCAUGUCACGUACAAAAUGGGGGCUGAUACACCAACUACCAAUCCUGAGAUGCUGGCAAUUGUAGAUCUCUUUUGUUGCCAUAUAUUUGUUUGCAACCAACAUCGAUAUAAUUGCUCUAACAGUGGCUAUUGUUUAUUGAUCUAUCCAUUCUCCUCUGCAAUUUGUUCAUUCUUUUCCCCCCUUUCUACGUAAUGUUCUCUUAAUAGGUAACUGGAUGUGAUACCUGCUUACCCAGAUGUAUCCUUCCGUAUUUUCCAUGUAAGUACACCGUCUUAUACAGAAAAUUAGUAUC